AUCAUGUGCGACUAUGGACUCGCCGAGCAGCUGUUAAAGAUAGCGCGUAAUGCGCUCUCAGAGGAAGCUAAUCCGCUGCACGUUUCCAUGCAGUAUGUGCUGGAGCGUUUGGCUGCGCAGGCUUUACAACCCACAGAGUUGCGGGAGUUUCUGCGUCUUGGCGAACCACUCUCUUGCGCCGACAUUGAUUUGCGCACUCCCUAUCGCAUGGGUGGCCCAGUACCGCUGACGCGUAUCAAGACGCUGGUGUCAAUGACAACACCGCGUGAUUUUCGAGCGCACGGCUCAAGCACGUUGCCGCCCUUCGUGGAGAUGGAUAUGUCCGCAGAGGGUUUCGGUUGUUUGUAUUUGCCGUCGUUGGCGCCACAAGCUACCGCAACCACCGGUGGUACUAUCGAUGCCAACACUAUUGGUGGCAUUGGCGCUGGAGAUCGCAUAUUUCCACCACAAACGGGACUUACAUACUCUACCUGGUUUUGUGUGG
Messenger RNA from Bactrocera oleae (olive fruit fly), 484 nucleotides. Lineage: Eukaryota; Metazoa; Arthropoda; Insecta; Diptera; Tephritidae. The record is from RefSeq and is a predicted model, not a curated record.